Messenger RNA from Misgurnus anguillicaudatus (oriental weatherfish), 6699 nucleotides. It is a transcript of the gene lrrc4bb, whose product is annotated as leucine rich repeat containing 4Bb. The record is from RefSeq and is a predicted model, not a curated record. Gene Ontology annotation, molecular function: signaling receptor binding. NCBI's taxonomy places the organism in Eukaryota, Metazoa, Chordata, Actinopteri, Cypriniformes, Cobitidae. Gene Ontology annotation, cellular component: glutamatergic synapse; plasma membrane; postsynaptic density membrane. Gene Ontology annotation, biological process: regulation of postsynaptic density assembly; synaptic membrane adhesion; regulation of presynapse assembly.
CAAAGCCCCCCAGCACCCCUCCUACAACAACCCCUCUCCAGCUCGAGCACAGAUCUUGCAGCUGCGCAUCACGCAGACGACUCGAUGAUGCUAUGGAUGGAUGAAUGCAUGGAUGUAUGGAAAAGUAGAUCGCGGGUAAUUGGUUACAGCAGGUGUGUUUUGUAUAGAUCUCUAUAGCUGCUUGCAAUAUUCAGGACCGACGCUACGGAUUUUACGUAAGACGCGCCGUUACGCUGGGUGCAGCAUCCGUCCAUCUGUACGGCCACGACGCGAAUGAGCUGCAUGCAUGCCAUCAACGAAAAUGCGCGCAUGAAUUUUUUACAGCCUUGUAUCGCGGUUAACCGAAUAGCGAUCGAUAUCACAGUUCACGUCGAUAGCGUCGUGUCUUUUCGUAUUGCGGCGGUUUCAUUUGUUCUGUAUAAAUUGAGCGUUAUUCCGCGCGCCAGUGACGCGCUCUCGCGCUCCGGGUCUGUGGGAGAGACACAGCAUCAAUUGAAGAGCGCAAAACAUCAUCAGGAGAUCCGUCGAAAUAAGAGAAGGUUGCCACAUGGAAAUGUAUGAUGCGGAUUUGGAUAAUGCCAUAUAGACGCAUGAGAGAAGAACGUGCUGACUCUCACUAAAGCCAAUGCUGACUGUGACCAUUCUGAUGGAAAGCAGAAGAUUCCCAUAGCAGCAUCCAGUGCUGUUAACAAACACGUGGAUUUACACUUUGAUGCCACAAGUUACCUGAUUACCUGAAGUUAAUAGAAAGGGGCAGGACAUGACCCAAUUGCCAUGCAGGCUGCUAUGGUAACAGGCUUUUCCAGCCCCUCCCCCCUCAUCUGGUUGGUCCAACUGUUAUUGUGGCCAACCCUCCUUGGACCUAGAUUGGCUGAGGCGAGUCCUAGCUGCCCUCCUCCCUGUAGCUGUUCGAAUCAAGCCAGUCGAGUGAUUUGUACCAGAAAAGGCUUAAAUGAAGUUCCACAGAGUAUCUCAUUCAAUACUCGAUACCUCAACCUACAGGAGAACUCCAUACAGGUGAUCAAGUCGGACACCUUUAAGCAUCUAAGUCACCUGGAGAUUUUGCAGUUGUCUAAGAACCAGAUCCGUCAAAUUGAGGUCGGAGCGUUUAAUGGCCUUCCCAAUCUCAUCACCUUGGAGUUGUUUGACAACAGACUGCCACUGGUUCCAUCACAGGCCUUCGAGUACUUGAGUAAGCUACGUGAACUCUGGCUGAGAAACAAUCCCAUAGAGACGCUCCCAGCGUACGCUUUCCACCGUGUGCCAUCGCUGCGGCGAUUAGAUCUUGGCGAGCUGCGGAAACUAAGCUUCAUCUCGGAGGUGGCAUUCGAUGGGCUGGAGAACCUACGUUUCCUGAAUUUGGGCAUGUGUGGGCUUAAGGAUGUACCCAACUUGACACCCCUCGUGCGUCUAGAGGAACUGGAGCUAUCAGGAAACCAGCUGGGCGUGGUACGGCCCGGAUCAUUCCAAGGCCUCGUUUCCUUGCGUAAACUGUGGCUCAUGCACUCUCGGAUUUCCGUCAUCGAGCGGAACGCCUUUGACGAUCUUAAGAACCUGGAGGAGCUCAACCUAUCUCAUAAUUCUUUGCACUCGCUGCCCCACGACCUCUUCACCCCGCUGCAGCAGUUGGAGCGUGUUCAUCUGAACCACAACCCUUGGGUCUGCAAUUGCGACGUUCUGUGGUUGAGCUGGUGGCUGAAAGAAACCGUACCCGAUAACUCCACGUGUUGCGCACGUUGUCACGCGCCACCUGGCGCUAAGGGCAGAUACAUCGGAGAUCUCGACCAGCGAGACUUCACCUGCUACGCACCCGUGAUUGUGGAGCCGCCGACUGACCUGAACGUGACGGAGGGAAUGGCCGCUGAGCUUAAAUGCCGCACCGGGACAUCGAUGACUUCCGUUAACUGGCUGACCCCGAACGGUACCUUAAUGACCCACGGUGCGUACAAGGUCCGAAUCUCUGUCCUGCACGACGGAACCCUGAACUUCACCAACGUGACCAUGCAAGACACAGGCCCAUAUACCUGUAUGGUGACCAACUCUGCGGGCAAUACCACCGCAACAGCCGUGUUGAACGUUUCUGCGCCCGAUCCAGGCAAUGGCUACAGCUACUUCACAACCGUGACAGUCGAAACCGUAGAGUCGGGGCAAGAGGGUCACGAUUCGGCCCGGCAGUUUGUCACCGAGACCUUUAUUAGUUUUCCGGGACCGACGGCCGCAUCUGCUUCGCCGGGUCCAACCGGCUCCAUGCUGUCCUCCCUCUCACCCAGAGCCACACGUGCACCCGAUCACCCGUACACCGUCUCCAUCACAGACGUCGCCAACCUGUCGGGUCUCGAGGACGUGAUGAAGACGACCAAAAUCAUCAUCGGCUGCUUUGUGGCCAUCACCUUCAUGGCCGCCGUGAUGUUGGUCGUCUUCUACAAACUUCGCAAGCAACACCAGCUGCACAAACACCACGGCCCGGCACGUGCCAUUGAGAUCAUUAACGUCGAAGAUGAGAUCGGAUCUGGUGGUGGAGCUAGCGGCAUCGCGGGAGGGGGCACCGUCCAUGCGGGAGUAGGAACAGGCGGAGGUGGCCAGAGUCCGAGAAUGCACGAACCCGAGAUCAUGACCCUGCCUAGUGUUGGGCAACCCGAUCACCUGAACCACUAUUACAAAGCUCAUCACUUCAACAACAACAUUCUGGGCUUGAACAUGUCCUCUGGAAUGCUUAACAACAAACCCAACCAAUCCUCCCAGAAUCAGGCUCCAACCAUGAAAAUUUGCGAUGGCUCGACUUCACCUCCCCUGCCGAUUCCCAUUCCCAUGGCGAUGACGUUCCACGGAACUCUGAAAGGUCUCAGUCACGGUCCCAACAUGCAGACUGAGCCACUUUUGCUUUCCAACGGUUCCAAGGAGAGCGUUCAGGAGACACAGAUCUGAUCGCGCACACACACACACACAGAAAGGAAGGCAGACUGGUUUGUAUGCCAGCGUGACUGUCAACGUCUCUGACAUGAUGGAAGUCCGUUUCUUUCCGACAGAUUCUAUGGAAUAUUCCAUUCAAUGAACAGAGAGACAGGCUUUUACAGACGAAGUGGACAUGGCGCUACUGAGUACAUACGUGCCAAAGCAAGCGUCUUUUUUGCAGUUCCUAUGAGUUGUGUCCUCGUAUAAAAUAUAGUCUAUAUUAAAGUAGUGUAAUUACAUAAAUGUUGGUUUGCCACAGUCCAGCGACACAAUCACACAGAUGUACAGCAGCUUACAGACCUGUAUACAAGCAUACACACAUUUACACUUCCUGGAGGUUCCAUUAUUCAUCUUACGUUCCUCACUAGGUAGUGUACCUGUGUGUGUGCGCGCUUGUGUGUGUGGAAGAGACGGCAUAUGCUGAGACUAAUCCGGAAAUAAAGACUUAAACCGCUGUGAUCCAGAACACAUGCUUACAUUUCCAUCGCUUUAUAACGCCAUUUGGAAUCUAGCACAAGUGAGAAUCCAUUCAUAAGCUCAUUAUCUGAAUUUCAGAAGACACCAGUUUCAGGGUGACAUACGUUUUCAUUGUACGAUACCCAGAAAGGAGGCAGAGAAAAGGCCUUUCCAUGUGAAGACAUCUUUGUGUGCUGUUUUUUUACACUGUCAUCAGCAGACGUACUACGGUACCCGCCGCCAGCAAGCAAGCUCUUGUGCAUAUGUAAGUUUGAGAGAUAUCGAGCGUUUGUUUCCUUGUUAGUGCCAAAUGAAAGAGCGAUGUGUAAGGGCUAAUUCACUGGCAUUGGGUGUUGAUUUUGAUGUGCAGGGUGUCACCGAACGUGUCUGGAAAAGAAAUCCCAUUCCUUGGCUUUCGUUAUCUGACGUACUUUCAAAUGAACGGUGUAGGGUGACACUUUCUGUAUUGGGAAUCAGUCAUGUAGGCUCAUUUGAAUUUGAGUCAAGUCCAAGACCGGAGAGUUUUGAGUGCAGAUAAGCUGAAUCUGGAUUUGGUCUUGACUAGGACUCGAAUGAGCCGAUCAGAUUGGUGAACAGAGGAUUGAUUUGUGACGUUUGUCCUUGUGUUCCACUAAAAGAUUUCUUUAUUUGUGCAAUGAAUAAGGCCGGGAACGUGUAUUAGGAAAGGUCCAUUUUUAAGCUUUAUCGAGGCUUUGAAAUAUCCUGGGAUGUACAGCACAGAGUUUGUCCGAGCUGACCCAGACACACUUUCAAACAUUUUAGAUUUUUUAAAGGGAGAAUCCUGAAAAUGCUCAGAUUUUUCUGAACAAAGAUUUUGCAAUAUGACUUAAUCUAAUGUAAAGAUUUUCAAGUACUAUACAGUUUAUAGAUUGAAUCGGUGGUCUGUGGCGAAGGUUUAAGCAUCAGGGUUAUUUGUGGACCGAUGGAGCCAUACAACAACCAACUUCUAGAAGUCGCUGCUGACUACAUAAAGCAUUUUAUUGAUCAAGGUCUUCAUCCUUGAAUAGCUUUGAGUUGUGUAUUAACAAUGUGCAAUGUGCCAUUAAUGGAGUCGAGUACACAUGCGUGUAUCAUUGUUAUUGCUGCAUUAAACUUUAUUCCUUUAUUAAUUUCCAAUUCAUCAUUUUCUUUUUAUCAGGAUGAUGUCGUUAAAACAGAUUGAUCCUUUUCUUUCCCUAAAAGGAUGAAUUACGAUGGGAACCUUCAUAAAUCAAAUUACACUAAACUUGACAAAUUGGGCAAUUUGUUUCUGGAUUUAAUCUAGUUCUCCGCUUCCUAAUUAAUCUUUUUCAUUUAGGCAAACCUUCAUACAUACAUCAGCAAUCUGAGGACAUUAACCCCGAUAUCAGUCAACCGGUCCCUCAAAUGUCUGCCUGCUAUUCUUCAAAAUUAAAUUAUGGGAUAAACUCUGCAUUUUUUUUUCCUUUUCUUUUAUUGUUUCUCCCUACAGUACAAAAGAUGAUUGUGUUUGAAUAUCCAGCAUGGUUGCUUAGCAACAGCAUCAUUGCCAGGAAAUGCUCUUAAAAGCGUAUUGUAGCAUCUGACCGUCAUCUGCUGAUGGGGAACAUAGGUAAAUCAUAAUUACGUCAAUAUAAGGAACAGGUUAGUUAAUGUGAGGAACCUGUGUGGGCUCCGUGUCCUCAACAGUAGAAAAUCUAACCGAGAAAAACACGUUGAGAUUUGAAAAGAUGUAAGCUUAUCUUACAAAUGCAAAAAAAUCACAUGCAGUAGUUGUAUGCCAGAUUUGAACAUUUGAGCCUAUUGUGUGCAGUCAGAUGAUGCUGAAAUGACAAAAUAUAUCACGUCUGUGACCGUAGAGACAGGGACACGAUUCGAAGAGUAAACCCAGAUACCUCAGUUUCUAACAUCCUUGCAGUUUUUCUUCAAUUCUUUCUCUUGUUUCAAUGAAAAGGUUUGAUGUGUUGACAUGUUUCUAUUAAAAAAAUCUAAAGCAAAAGACUAAGUUAAUAAUUGGUUUUGACUUUAAAGCUAUCAGACAUCAUCUAAAAUCCACAUCGGUAUUGAUUUCAUGGCUUUUUCUAAUUGUUUCAAGUCAAAUCUGAUUCACAGACUGAAGCUUUAAUCGACUAGUCAUGUUUGAAUCUUUAUAUAUUUUAUGAACGUGACGUAGAAGGCUAAAGUCAUCAGGAGGUAAAUGAAUUUCUCUGCUUAGCGGGAUGUUUUUCUCUGUGUUUGUUUUUUCUUGCAUUGGUUUAUGAGAGUUCAUUUCAAAUUUGCCCGAAUUUUUCUAUUUCUGAUUUGGUAAAUACUUUGUGGUCGCUGUGUAUUUGAGCAAGACGUCAGAUCGUGUUAUGGACAUUAACUCUUUAUGUGGCGGGUCUCUGUUUCUUUCUUCAUCUCAUACUGACCCAUGUGUUCAUGUAUUGCCAUGUAUAUAAUCUAAAGAUGUAAAUAUUCUCUAUUUUUUGACGUACCAUUAGCAAAACACAGUUCUUCAGGAUAUGAGGCAGAAUUUUUGGAAAUAUGCAUUUCUCUUUCGGUCUCUUGAUUGGUAAAUCUCAUUGAAACAUGUCCAGGUCAGAUUUCACAUCAAAAUCAAAUAAAAAAGCCUUUUUAGGAACUUUUACAUUGUGACAUUGUCAUGACAGCUAACCACAUUUAAGUGCCAAAUUUCCAUUGAUGUUAUAAUGAGAAGUUAAACUUGUUUGUUUUUUUAUUUAUAUUUGUCUCAAUUUUGAUUCUUAUUAAAUGCCAAUUACUGAAAUACAUAAAAUAUCUUUUUAAAAAAAUUCAAAUCAACAUAAAGAUGACAAAUAGUACAAUAAAGCAUACUUUAUUUUAUAUAUAAUAUUAUGAAAUUACACUAAUAAGAAAUGUCAUGAAAAUGAUUUCACAAUGCAAAAUAAGGUUUAUUUUUAUUUUGACUUUGAUGUUUAAUGUCAUCCGGACAUGUUUGUGAUAGGUUAAUGCAUACGGUAUAUAUUUCUCUCUAACUGUAUUCCCCAGCGGAGAUCUCUCAUCAUCUCUUUUGCAUCUAAAACUACAGUACUGCUCCUGUAAUGGCUCUGUUUCAUUUAGCUCUGUUCUUUAUUUGUUUACUUAUUUAUUUGUACUGAAUAUUUUAUGUUUCUUUAGUUUUGUUUUUAUAUGUUGAUGCUGUGUAGGUCAGCUGUGGAGAGUAAGUCGACUGCCCAUCAGUUCUGGGUCAAAGGUUGUGGCAAAUGCUUAACUGUGCGUGUAAGCCUCUGCAGUACGCCAUUCACUACACAGAGACCAUCUUUACCAAUAAACAUGGACAUUUUGGCUUUA